GGACUUUGAAGUGUUGGAUGAGAAAAACUACACUAUGUGUCUGUGGGUCCUUCAUACUGCUAUGACUGGACAAAAGAGAUUGUGAAAAGAUGGAGAGAUGGAAUCAGGAGGACCGCCGGACCCUGGGUUGACUCAGACUGACGUGACCUCUGCGUCUGGGUGUUUAACCUGAUCUGAACCCCUUGAUGACCUGCUGUCACAGGGCAGACUUUCCAGGUUUGAUCACUUCUGCUAUGACUGAAAUCCAGCAGAAGUUGGAGGGAGUUCACUGAUAGAGUUGGGUACUGCUGGAUCACUAUGGAUUUCUACAAAUGUUUGAGCUUACUUUUCUUCACUCUUCCUCCACAAGUGUGUUUCCAACUUGGACCCCGUGCCCACGCUGAAGAGAGGCUGCUCCAGAAUCUGUUUGCAAAUUACAAUAAGCUCUCCCGACCUGUGAGGAACACUACAGAUACAGUACUAGUCCACUUUGGACUAUCUAUCGCUCAGCUAAUUGAUGUGGAUGAGAAGAACCAGAUGAUGACUACAAAUGUCUGGGUUAAGCAAGUAAGAAAAGAUGAUAGAGAAAAGGCAUGUGAAAUACAGUCCAGUAUAACGCUGCGAUGCAUAAAUAUGAUUAAUGUUUUGCAACAGGAAUGGAACGAUUACAAACUCCGCUGGAACCCAGAGGAUUAUGAAAAUGUCACCUCCAUACGUAUCCCCUCAGAGAUUAUCUGGAGACCCGACAUUGUCCUCUACAACAAUGCCGACGGUGACUUUGCAGUUACUCACUUCACAAAGGCGCAUCUGUUCUACGAUGGCCAGAUAAAGUGGAUGCCACCAGCCAUUUAUAAGUCUUCAUGCAGCAUAGAUGUCACGUUUUUCCCUUUUGACCAGCAAAGCUGCAAGAUGAAGUUCGGCUCUUGGACCUAUGACCGUGCCAAGAUCGAUCUGAUCAGCAUGGCCGGUGAUGUGGACCAGAUGGACUACUGGGAGAGUGGGGAGUGGGUGAUUGUCAAUGCAGUGGGCAAGUACAAUACAAAAAAGUAUGAGUGCUGCACAGAGAUCUAUGCAGACAUCACUUACUACUUCAUCAUUCGGAGGCUUCCAUUGUUCUACACUAUAAACCUUAUUAUCCCCUGUCUGCUUAUCUCCUGCUUGACUGUGCUGGUGUUCUAUUUGCCUUCCCAGUGUGGCGAGAAGAUUACCUUGUGCAUUUCAGUGCUACUGUCCUUAACAGUGUUCCUCCUGCUGAUAACAGAGAUAAUACCAUCUACAUCUCUGGUCAUACCACUGAUUGGUGAAUACCUGCUGUUCACUAUGGUCUUUGUCACGCUCUCCAUCAUAAUUACCGUCUUUGUGUUGAAUGUACACCACCGAUCCCCACAAACACAUGGCAUGCCUCACUGGGUCCGCAGAGUAUUCCUGGACUUGGUACCUCAGGUCCUCUUCAUGAAGCGUCCGCCAGGCACCGCAAAGCAGCACUGCAAGAAGCUUAUUGAGAUGAUGCACCGUCCAACAACGAUAUCUGCCACAGGCAACUCUCAGGCCUUCUGGACAGGCCUAGAGACUGGGCUAAUACAAAUGGCCCAGGCUGAAAAUAUAAUCCCAAGGACACAGUCUGACAGCCCAAGCAUCCUCGUCUGCUCACCAUCUCCACCCUCUUCCCCUCUUGGGAAGCACAAUGAAGAAGAUCACCCACUGAAGGCCGACAUUUUCAGCCAAUCCACAUCUGGUCAGUAUUCAGUUCUCUCAGAGAAGCAACCCCUACGCAGACACAACUCAGCGGCCUCGUCUUCUUCCCAAUUGUCAUUGCCCCCAACUUUGCCACUGGGUCCACUUCGCAACCUGUCGAGGGAAGAACCAAGUAGACUGGCCCCAAAUGGUCGCUCCCACAGCGUAGAGCAAAUGUGUGACCAACAGAAGUCGCUUCCUCAGAAAGCCAGACAUCUGUGUCGCUCCAGCAGUGUCCAGUACUGCUGUCUGCAUGAUGAUGGGGUCUCUGGAAUAAUGGGGCAGUUGAAAAAAACUCCUCCUACAGAUCAGCUAGCAGAAACCCUAACAGCAGAGUCCACAAAAGAUGCAAGUACCCAACAGGAUGCUGUGAUUCCAACUAUUUCUCCAGCUAUGAAACGGGCUAUAGAGGGAGUGCAGUACAUCGCUGAUCAUCUCAGGGCAGAAGAUGCAGACUUUUCAGUCAAGGAGGACUGGAAGUAUGUGGCCAUGGUCAUUGACAGGAUAUUCCUCUGGAUGUUUGUGCUGGUGUGUAUACUGGGAUCUGUGGGACUCUUUCUUCCUCCUUGGCUUGCUGGAAUGAUCUAGAAUCUCUGCAUCAAGGGAAAGAGAACACGGACAGACAGAAGGACGUGUUCCCCCAUUCUCUUAACAAAAAAAAGGUCUUUUUAUUUUCUGUUUUUCAAAAGGACUACUUGUCACAUUUCUCGCUCUUAGGCCGGGUCAUCGGAAGGUUACUCGCUAAAAGACAAGAUGAAAUAUCAAUCAUCGAUUUCAGUGGGCAUAUAAAUUCUUUAUGAGGGCAAAAGGCCAACAGCAAAAAUAUCCUUCCAUGUCACUCCGUUCUGACAUUGAGCUGUAUGGCUCAAUCAGAUACUCUUGUAAAAAACGGUGAAAAAUUGACUCUAACCCAUGAAGAACUAUGGAUGAUGCCACAGACAGACAAAGACUGUAGGCACCGGGAGCUGUUCAUAAGACUGUGUAAAGUUGAAUAUAUAGCUAACUUUUAACAUUCCUUCAGUAAUGUCAGUGUUGCAGUAUGUGGACUGUGGAACAGAUCAAUGUACAGUGCUUUCGCCAAAUACAAAAAAAUACAUAUGUUCAUAAAACGAUUGUUUCUUUGAAACCUAAUUGCCAGAAUUCUUGGCUGGGUGCAUUCAGGUGUCCUGCUUUGUGCAAGAGUCACUCCACAGGUAAGCAAACAUGCAGCUUUGCAACUUUCUAACUCUAGCACAUCUAUUCAGCCAUUCUCUUUGCUUUUACUGCAGAUCGUUGUCAUUCUUUCCAUCUCUUUUGCUUCUUUUGGUUUAUCAAGUAGAGCAGAAACCGAUAUGGAUGAUGACAAUAAAUGUGGCGAUGCUGGUAAUAUUAUUAUUCUACCUUGGCGUUGAAGAUUUUGAGAUGAAUUUGUUACUCAUUAGUUCCAACAUUUAAUUCCAGCGUCCUCUCCGCUUUCAUUAUGACCUGACUUCUGUCGCUUCCCAUAAUGGAUCUUUUCAGUAUCUACAACAGCUAUAUAAAAAAAGAUAAUUAAAAUUUAUUAAUGAGUACACCACUAUUCUGUGAAAAACUAUUUCAUGCACAGAGCAAAGGUUAAUUGUACUGCAGUGUUUUAAAAUAAGUUGGCAGAGGAGGGUUUCACACUUAACUACAUUUAGUUUUAUUCAUUCGCUGCUUCCACAGGAGGACCUGCUUUUUGGAUGUUUUUUUUAAAAUACGUUACAGAAAUUAAUCUCACGUGUCCCUCUGUCCUCAAAGAAUAGCUAAAGCAGAUACUAUAUUUAGGAGCACUUAUAAAAUUUGCAAGAAGUAAAGCAAUCAUUAAAUAAUUAUGGGCCUUAACAGAACUGUACAGCUGACCGGACAGAUUUUUUUUGCAUUAAAUAAUUAUUUCAUUGUUUAUUUUAGUUCAAAAGCACAUCACUGUACAUUUUGCACAUACAUUUCUAGUUUAGAUGCUUCACUUCAGUUUCAGUUCAAGUCCAUGUAGUUCUUUAACACCCUCACACUCUUUGUUGGGUGUAUUUUUUUAUUUCUUUGCCUUUGUGCCAAAUUCACCCUCACCUUUGUCGUGCGUGUGGGUUGUGAGAUGUUUUUGAAAGCCUUGUUUGAUUUCUUUAUGUCACAUAAAGAGCUAUAGGCACAUGUCUACUUAUAUUAAUUUCAUGUAAAAUAAAACAAAGCUAAAUGGAAAGCAUCUAGAUUAGGUAUGUGAAUCUAUGAAAAGGCUUUUUUAAUAUUUCUAUUUUAGAAAUUUGAACUGUUGGCCUAAAUAACUUAAAGAAGUGGAAAUGAAACAAAAACAAAACAAAACUGAUGAAACAUGAGGAACAGAACAAACGUGUAUCACUGAAUUGUGUGUGAAAAGAAAAAGUAUUCAAUUACUCCACUUUAAUCCUGUGUUCGUACAUCAGCACUCUGCAGCUCCACGUGAAUAAAACUCCACAUCUGAUUAGCUUUAAAAGCAUGUAAUGUUACACCUGAAUACCCAAAGUAAUGACCUCAAUUUUGACCUCAACAAACAAACUAUUGCAUUUCCACUUGCUCAGCAGACGACUAACCACUGAUCAUUAUGUAAAUUCACAGACAAGAGAAAACAGCAAUUUAGCACAAUAUGGAAACACUGCACUUUGAACAAGGUGAAAUAGCUGCCGUGCUCCCUGUUUAUUCGUACGUUUCAGCACAAACUCUGGAGAAAAAAAGGUGGCGAUAGCCUGAAAUACAAAUGAGUGCUCUGGCUUUGUUGCAACAUCAAAAAUGUAGCAUAUGACAAACAUGAGUUUAAAUCUUUUGUCUGCAUUCAAAGAUUUAUAUAUGAACGGAUAUUAAUUUCCAUUUAUCCCACCAGUUUUCCAAGGAUACACAAUACCACAGCAUAUUGUUAUUAUAAUUCUAAAAUGAAAUGAGCGUGGUCUUUAUGAAACCACAAACUAAUUUUCAUUAAAUGAUAAGCCAUGCCUUUUCAGCACAGAUCUCAUGCAUAAUUUCAGCAUUAAAUACUUGUAGAAAAGCAAAUGGCAAAACUCCAUAAAGGCCCUUUGUGUUGGCUUCCUCAAGGAAGCAAUGCCAAAUGCCAUGUAAGUACACAGUGUUAAUAAUUACAGCUAAAUGUCAUGCUAUUGAAUUUACCUUUAUGAAAAAUUGACCUUCAGUGCUAAUUUCAAUUAAGUGAUUGUCUUCUGAGAUACAUAUGCCCCUGCUCGGAUAAUUAAUGUAGACAUUUUGAUUUCAAAAUGUUGGUUAUUUCCUGCAAAGAAGAUGAACUUAAUGAUAGCUGCUUCCUUACUAAUACUAACCUAUAUAUAAUGGGUAUGGCAUGGUGUGGGGACUGUCCUUAAAAAGUCUGUGAAAAUUGGAUAAGCAAAGGAAAAGAGAAGAACUGUGAGGCCUAAAAGCUAUCGAUGAAAGUCCUAGGUAAAAUCCAGCAAAGACUAGACACAGGAACCGAGAGAUGCAUCUGGACGGUUGACUGUACGCUGAAGCCUCAGCAGAAAUGGUCUCAGCGGAAGAGUGGCUGUCAAGAAGCCAUUCUUAAGCAAGGGAAACAGGGAGAAAAGGCUGAGCUAUGCCACAUUGCACAAGAACUGAACUGAAAAUCAAUGACAGCGCAAGGGAAUCUAGUGGGGUAAAUCCAAAAUAGAAUUUUUCUGCUUCAAAUUGCUGUCAAUAUGCAGGAUGUUAGGAGAGACGCACAACAGUGAGUAUCUACAGACAUUUGCAUUGUAUGGUGGACGCUCUGUCAUGGUCAGGGGCUGCAUUUCAGCCAGUGGAGUUGGAUUUUGUCAAAAUUGAAUUGGAAUUUAGAAUGAAGAAAACAUGCAAAAAUCAUGGAAAUCAUCUGAUUGGUUUCAUUUUUCAGCAUUACAAUCAUCCCAAACACACUAGUUGUGUAUUAAAAGCAUGCCUGGACUGAAAAAAAUACAGUGGAAUAAUAUCAGCAACAGAUUUGGCCUCCCCAGAGAUCACACCUUGACAUUACUAAAGUAGUGUGGGAUCAUCUACACAGAGACAUCCAAAGAAAAGCCUUGAAUGUCCUUCAAGAUACCUGGAGGGCAUUCAAGGCUCUUUUCCAGAAGACCGCGAAAAGACAUUACAAAAAGUUUACCUAAGAAUUCAGACUGUGUCGGACAGUAAAGGUGGUCAUACCAAAUAUUGUCCUUCAAGCUUAUUAAAAUUGUACAAACUCUGUUUUUGCCUUGUAUAUUGUAUUUCCAUUUGUGUUUGCAUGUUUUAGUAUUUUGCUGUGUCCCAUUUUUUCUAGCAAAUAUAUGUAAAAAUUAAUAAUGUCAGUCAGCUUUGCUUUUACCAGGAAAUAUAUUUUCUGAUCUGAAACCAAAAUUGAACUCUCUGAGCAGAACUCCAGAAGUUUUAUGUCUGGUAAACAGCAGGCUCCUUCAAUCACCUCAUUCAGCCCCACAGUGAAAUACUAUCCCUGUAGUGAACACAAAGGUGCUUCUCAGUGACAGGGACAAAGAGACGGGUCAGGACUGAAGGUGGUGUGAAUGCAUUAAAAUCCAGAACAGUCCUAGAAGAACAGAGUCUCCAGAGUCCAGCAACCUGAAACUGGGAUGAAAGUUCACCUUUCAACAUGACACUGAAAUGAAGUCCAAGUGUGGUUUCAGCACAAUGCUGCCACUUGAGUGGCCCAACCAAAGACCAGACUUAACGUCAG
This is a messenger RNA of Maylandia zebra (zebra mbuna), 6385 nucleotides long. It is a transcript of the gene chrna4b, whose product is annotated as cholinergic receptor, nicotinic, alpha 4b. NCBI's taxonomy places the organism in Eukaryota, Metazoa, Chordata, Actinopteri, Cichliformes, Cichlidae. Gene Ontology annotation, molecular function: acetylcholine-gated monoatomic cation-selective channel activity; transmembrane signaling receptor activity. Gene Ontology annotation, cellular component: postsynaptic membrane. Gene Ontology annotation, biological process: monoatomic ion transmembrane transport. The record is from RefSeq and is a predicted model, not a curated record.